AUGAAUCUCUCGAGAAUGCUUGGACAAAAGCCGAAUAAGAGGCAGGCCAAAGUUUUGCCAGGGAUUUCGCUGAGUGAACUAGCCAGGCCAUGGAUCAUCGAUACAUACCAACCAGUUUGCGAUCCGCUCUGGCUCAUGCCUCACAAUCCGGAAGUCGGGAGGGGGAACGCCACAGGCCACAGGACACAGACCCUUAAACGCCUUGUCCUGGGCACUCAGAUCGUCACAAAGGAUGAGCCGAUCCAGGGUCUCCGUGGGAUGACGCUUCUUGAUACGUGCCCGAAAACGGUCUCCCAUCGUGGGGUCUUCCAAGGGACCCCACAACUUGAUAGAAGUCUGCCCGAAGUAAAAGUCGGGGUCGGUGACUUGGUCGUCUUUGGAUCCCUCAAAGAGGCCGACAUGUGGGAGAUAGGAAAGGAGCAGGCAGAGAGCUUGAGCCGAAAUCUGAUCGGGUACGGUAGGAGGUUCCACGGAGACAAAGCACGAAACAUAAUACUGAUCGAUGCACCAUCCGGACUCGGUGGCGAGACAGGUGUCACUGCGACAGCAAUACAAAGAGGAGACACUUUUGAGGACCUCCUUGCCCCGGAUGUGAAGCACAGACAAUCUACGCAUAGUGCGACCUGGCUUCUCGGAAGUCUGAUGGUCGAGCCUCAGGCGAUCGUAUAUCUUGCUGGCAAUGAACAUUCGCCCGUCAGCACUGCUGUCCUCACCCCUGAGCUUGAUACUCCUCAAAAAGGCUCCGACAGUCCCAACCUCGUACCCGCACCACGUCAGCUUCCCUUGCGUAAGAUCUUGAGGCGAUAUCGACAUAGCAAACUCUGGAUCAAGCUCCUCUGCUAUAGUCUACUGAGCAUCGUCGCCGGGAUAGGAUACCGUGAUGCAGAGCUGAGGCUUGUUCCCCGUCCGCCAGACGCCCUCAUCCCCAUGAUGAAUUGUUCGCCUAGAUCUCACGAGACCGAUCUGUGGAGGGGGAGUCGUGUAUUGCGGACUCCGGAGUGA
Molecule: messenger RNA, 1002 nt
Organism: Dioszegia hungarica
Lineage: Eukaryota; Fungi; Basidiomycota; Tremellomycetes; Tremellales; Bulleribasidiaceae
Exons: 7
Coding region: 1-1002 (333 amino acids)
Source: RefSeq, a predicted model, not a curated record